AUGGAAAUUCUUUCUGCAGUUAAUGACUUUGACUCAAGUUCUUUAGAAGAUUUUCAUCAAACUACAGAUCUUAUAGUUAAUAAUAUUGCCAAUGCACUUAAAUCUCUUGGUCUUCCUAACCCUAUGAAUGUUAAAGAGUACCUUGCAAUUUCUGAAGAAAAUAUCAUUUAUGAAGUUCUUUCUGAUAAUCAAGUUAUUAUGGAGCUUGUUGAAACCUUCAAAACAGAUGACCCAGUGGAUGCUGACUUGGAAGAUGCUAAUGAUAGUUUUGAAAUCCCUAUU
Cetraspora pellucida is the source of this 282-nucleotide messenger RNA. Lineage: Eukaryota; Fungi; Glomeromycota; Glomeromycetes; Diversisporales; Gigasporaceae. The record is from the annotation of a GenBank genome assembly.